Drosophila guanche is the source of this 541-nucleotide messenger RNA. Its product is annotated as larval cuticle protein 1. Gene Ontology annotation, cellular component: chitin-based extracellular matrix. Bases 16 to 423 code for a protein of 135 amino acids. The transcript is spliced from 2 exons. Gene Ontology annotation, molecular function: structural constituent of chitin-based larval cuticle. The record is from RefSeq and is a predicted model, not a curated record. NCBI's taxonomy places the organism in Eukaryota, Metazoa, Arthropoda, Insecta, Diptera, Drosophilidae.
AUCAACAAUCCAAAAAUGUUCAAGUUUGUAAUGGUAUUCGCAGUUUUGGGCUUGGCCGCCGCCGGUGUUGCCAAUCUACCGCAUGCUCCCGUGGGACGCGCCGAGGAUGUUCAUGCCGAGGUCAAGUCCGAGCACAGCGAUGUGCGCGCCGAUGGCUUCGAUGCUGAUCUCCUGGUGUCCAACAGCAUCCAGCAGGCAUCCAGCGGUGAUGUCCAUGGCAACAUCCAUGGCAGCUUCAGCUGGAUCUCGCCCGAGGGCGAGCAUGUGGAGAUCAAGUAUGUCGCCGAUGAGAAUGGCUACCAGCCCGUGGGUGCCGUCCUGCCCACUCCACCACCAAUCCCAGAGGCCAUUGCCCGUUCCAUCGCAUGGCUGGAGUCGCACCCACAGGCCCCCGAGCCCGUGCACCACUCCGUGCAUCAUUAAGGCCCCCAACCACCCCGAAUACGCAGCGCACCCAUGGACUGUUCUCUGGACACCUUUCUCUAAUUAGUUCUAAGAAUUCUUCUUGACUUUCAAAAUACAUGCAAAAUGAUAACAGUAA